AUGCGCGCCAAACGCAGCAAGAAAUACCGCAAGAUAAUGCAAUCCUACCAACUAGCCUUCGGAUUCCGCGAACCCUACCAAGUCCUCCUCGACUCAAACUUCCUCCGCACAGCCCACGCCUUCCACAUGCCUCUCCAAAAAUACCUCGAGAACACCCUCCACGGUGAAUGCCGGCUCUUCGUGACGAAAUGCUCACUAGCAAAAGUCAUGGCGGACUUUGAAAAAGACCCCAAUAAACAUCCGCGACAGAAGAGGCCGGGUUUCUUACCGCCGCCGACAGAAGUGCCGCUGCGGCAUUGUAAGCACAAAAACGAGGCGGGCGAGGAGGUAGUGUUCGACGAGGCGAGAUGUCUUUUGGACCUAUUGGCGGGACAGCCUCACGGGAAUGAACAGGCGAAGAAUAAGCAGCAUUAUAUCCUGGCGAGUGCGGAUGCUGAAGACAAUGAACGAAGGAGGAGAGGCUAUAUUGAUGUCAGAGAGCGGGCGAGGACGAUUUCUGGUGUGCCGAUUGUGUAUGUUAAGAGGAGUGUGAUGAUCCUAGAGGAGUUCAGCGGGGCAAGUGAGGGUGUGAGACGGAGGGGCGAGAAAGAGAAGUUCAGCGAGGGCUUGAUAGGGUUGGAUCGAAAGAGGAAGAGAGGAGAUAGGGAGGGUGAUAGUGAAGAUGAGGAUUUAGCGCUGGAGGAUGGGAAUACAGGACCGAAAGUCAGGGGUGCGGUGAGAGCGAAGGGUCCUAAUCCGCUGAGUGUGAGAAAGAAGAAAGUAAAGACUACGCAGGAUGGACAGCAAGAUGGAAAGGAAGGGGAACAGGCCAAGCGCAAGAGAAGGAGGCGCGGGAAGAAUACUGGCGAGAGUGUUCAAGCGGAUGGAGCUGCUGCCGUCGACUAA
This is a messenger RNA of Exophiala viscosa, 885 nucleotides long. RefSeq lists its product as uncharacterized. NCBI's taxonomy places the organism in Eukaryota, Fungi, Ascomycota, Eurotiomycetes, Chaetothyriales, Herpotrichiellaceae. Gene Ontology annotation, cellular component: small-subunit processome; nucleolus. Gene Ontology annotation, molecular function: small ribosomal subunit rRNA binding. The coding region runs from base 1 to 885 and encodes 294 amino acids. The transcript has a single exon. The record is from RefSeq and is a predicted model, not a curated record.